GCGUUACUGAACGAAAUUUAAUUUGUAGUGAUCAUACUAUAUUUUAUUUGUCAUGUUAUGUCUUUUCUGUGAUGCAACCAUUAUUUUGUUUACAAUAUUAUAAUCAUAAUGUUAUCGACCAUUUGACUAUCAUAAUAUAAUCGUAUGUGACACCGUGUUUAAUUUGACAACGAUUGUUGAUAAUAAAAAUUCCUUCAUCUCUAGUCGGGUCACAAUUCGUGUGGUGUGUACUGCGUAGUGAGUAGGCCGUAGGACAUUAGGACAGCAACCGACUUAAUGUUUUGUUUUUUUAAUUGUAAGUUGUAAUAAUUGUUUCGUUAAUCGUUCACUUGAUUGUUGAUGCACAAUAUAUUCAAUGGAAAUUAUCGAUAUAGAAGUUAUCUAAAAUGAAUUAUACAGUAAGAACGUUUCUAUAGUUUUUACAUACUUUAAGCCGUAAUUUUUUGUAAUAUUUUUAAAUUCCAAAAUGGGAGGCAAAGGAUCCAAACACGAUCGUGUUAUAGAUCCAUUAACGUUUGACGAAAAUGACGCUAUCGAUAAAUUGAUGAGCUAUAAAGAAAUUAUUUCUUUGGAAGAACUGUUACACAGGUGGAAUUCAUAUUUAACACAUAACAUGAACAGUCAUAUUAAACAAUUGUUUGCAACCAAUAAACCGUGUCGACAGCGUGUGGUGCAUGUCUACCGAUGUUUAUCAACCUGUGAAAUGUACCAUGAAUCUUACCUAAAAAUAAUGUCGAUUGUACUUGCAAAAUCAAACAUUGAACGAUACACAAUUGAUCUUUUGGAAACUAUAAAUCUUUGUUUAAAGGAUACUGAUGAGUAUGCCUAUUGGAUCAGAAUUGGCGCUAAGGCACAUACUAUUCUUCAACUUUCAUCUCAAUUGUCAAAAGAUGGUAUGACAGGUGAUAUUGCUGCAUGGCUGCGCGGCAAUACUCUGCUUGGACUAUUGCAUAGAGCUUUGGUUACUACACUUUACUCAGUGCCACGGAAACUAGAUUUACUUCCAGCUAUCAAUAUAAAUCAAAAAUACAUACAGUCAUUUAAAACUAUUUUAGAUCUUGGAUGGAUAAUGUUCAUAAAAAAUAGUUUACCAGCUGACUGUCAAGACAAUUGGAGGUUGUUGUUUUCAAGUAGUUCACACGGUGAGAGCUUCCAAUCACUAAGUGCGGCAAUUAUUGACCAAGGAAGUACAAUUUUAAUUAUAAAAGAUAAUUUUGGUAAUGUCUUUGGAGGAUAUGCUUCACAGUCGUGGCUAUUAAAGCCUAAAUUUUAUGGAGAUUCCAAUUGUUUUGUUUUCUCUUUAUAUCCAAAUUUGAAUAUAUGUGUUUCUUCUGGACAUAAUGAUAAUUUUAUGUACAUGAAUAGUGGUCAGUAUACACUACCAAAUGGCAUAGGAAUGGGAGGCCAAUUUGGCUAUUGGGGAUUAUGGAUAGAUUCAGAGUAUGGCAUUGGGAAAAGUAGUGUUUCGUGUUCAACAUUUAACGACUAUUCAAUGUUAUCGGCUAACAAAGAUUUCAAGAUUGAUUCAUUAGAAAUAUGGUGUGUUAAAGAAAAACCAAAACUAGAUGAUGAAGAGGAAGAAAGGAAACUUUCAUCAGAUAGAGAUGAAUGGGAUAUGAAUCUAUUGGAGAUGUCUGGACGCACAAAAUACUCUGAUGGGUUGAGAGAUGAAGAUGAAGUUAAAUGAAUACUGAUGUUCAAUUAUUAUGUUAUUAGUUUAACUUGACUCAAUUUAUAACAGUUUUUAGUCUAAUAAAUUGCAUUUUUGCUUUGUCAAGAAUUCAUAAAUCAUAAAAAAUAUCUGAUAGUGUUAUAAUUAUUUUUUUUUUUCAGUUUGUUUUAUUUAUUUUAAUUGAGCAAGUUAUAUUUAUUUAUUUAUUGUAAACCAUAAAUACAUAUUUCUAAAAUAACAUUAAAAAAGUCUGAAUUUUUUAAUUUAAUAAAAAAUAAAAGCUUAUUAAAAUAAUAA
Rhopalosiphum padi (bird cherry-oat aphid) is the source of this 1969-nucleotide messenger RNA. RefSeq names its product MTOR-associated protein MEAK7. The coding region runs from base 467 to 1687 and encodes 406 amino acids. The transcript has a single exon. The record is from RefSeq and is a predicted model, not a curated record. Lineage: Eukaryota; Metazoa; Arthropoda; Insecta; Hemiptera; Aphididae.